Messenger RNA from Amoebophrya sp. A25, 9754 nucleotides. Lineage: Eukaryota; Dinophyceae; Syndiniales; Amoebophryaceae. The record is from the annotation of a GenBank genome assembly.
GACUAAAGCAAGGAAUGACAUCAAGUGGUAUAAACUACAAACUACAGUAAGCAUAGUCGCUAACUGAGUGGACAACUACGAUGAGAUUGCUCACUAUCAUGAUUCUCGAUCUUGAUUGAUAGAAGUAGUUGUUCCUCUAGUACAGUGAACUUAGAGACAUUUUGAGGUUUUCGUUCUAAUUGAUAUUGACCGAUUUGCCACUAGCACGCCUCCUCGUCCACGUCCAUUUGGUGACUCUCAGUGAAAAGAAUCGAAGGACUUCCGUCAAAGAAAAACUACUUAUAUAUAAAUAUGAGGCGCAUUUUUAUCGCAUCAACUGAGUUCGCGUGUAUGCGCAUAGUUGCUGCCUACCAUUGCCAUGAUUGGUGAAGAAACGGUAUUCGAGCUUGAUAUAGACAGGAGAUACGGUUGCAACCUCUGCAGCUGACUGCCAUUGCCAUAAUUGCUGACGAGACGAUAUUCGAUCUUGAUACAGACAGAUACGGUUGCAACCUCCGCGGCCGCGCACCAAGAUGCCGGAGCAGGAGGGCGUAAGCAGCGUGUACAAGGUCCGUAUGGACACCACGAUCCCCAAGCUGCUCGUCAAGGUGAGCCCUCAAGACGCGCAAGCCUUCGGCAUCAAAAAUCUUGGCGAAGUGUCGCUGCGAAAGCUGGGGGGGGCGGCUUUUUCAAGUAUUAAGGCAGCAAACACAAAGACAUCAACAAAAAGUAUGUACAAUCAAAUCGAGAUCAAAGAACUGGAGCAGCUGCAGCUGUUGUUCUGACAUAAUAAUACUUAGUUAAGUGAGUUAAUGAGCUUGGGCUCAGCAUUUGUUCGGUCUUCUACAAUUUGGACUCGUGAUAGUUGUCGAUCUCUAUCUCGUUUUUAGUCAUGUUAGUUUCUAAGAGCUGCGCAAAUGGCGGUGCGAGUUCCGGUGUCUCACUUCUUAGUUCGGCUCUGCGAGACCGCGUCGCAGUCGUGAACAUUUCCAAUACCGUCGCUGGAGGCGAGAUCCUCAUGUCUGUCAAACUGGCAGAAAUGCUUGAGGUCGACGAAGAGCAGUCGGUGGAUAUGGUUCCUAUGCUGCGCAGCAGUACUUCCACCGGCAACGCAGUCAGCGCCCUUGCUGGCGGAUCUUCCGCAUCGACUUCUAGCCUCAAUAACUACAGCGACCGCGAGAGAGAUAGGGCUACAUGUACUUCAAUAAAUAAGUCUUUAAAAUCAAGAAUAGGAGGCAGUAGCUCGUCCUUUCGGACGGGUCGUUUGGACUCCGCCCAGGACUAUGAUUUUCUCGGCGCAGGAGGGUCAUCGAGUCGAGGGAGUGGAGCCGCGGCCAGCAGGCGUGAGAGCGCGGAUUUGAUGGAGCAUGCGACGAAGCUCAGGUCAAUGCUGAACGAAGCGCUCUCCUCUUCCUCAGCAAAGAUUGAACAGAAAACCUCUGGAGGCGCAAGCGCGAGAGGGUACACGCUUACUAGUCAUGUAAGUAGUGAUGAUGAGGUGUCCCAGCUUUAUUUGAGUGUGCGUGGGAGAUUAAAUUUAAAUGAAUGCGAUAAAAUAAAGUGAGUGGCCCAGGUGCGGUUGAAAGAUCAUCUUCAGAUAGCUUCGAGCUUGAUGUUGGAUCGUUGUCUAUUAGGAGACCAAGACCGUAGACAGUUACAUUAAUAUUCAUACUCACAGAUCCGCUGGUGCCUCCACAUUCUCAAAACGAGUUAGCCUGUCCGACGGAUCGUCAGAAGGUGCCGGAUCAGAUGAUGGCCUUCUCGGAUUCUUGCAUUCCGGUUACCACAAAGCAAAACGGCUCUACACGCCCAAAGAAGACGUGCGUGAUGCUGCUUCUCAUAUUCUGGAUGAGAGUGGUGACUUUCCUGGUUUCAUGCAGUACACAAAUAGUGCCUUUGCUUCGUCAAGAGCAAAUGGUGGCGGACAAGGCGGCACCAGUUCUGCUCGUCCGUACCUAUUUCCGAUGAAGAAUCACGGGCCAAAAACAUCCUCUAGUACAACAGCUGCGACUAGUGCGUCGUCGUCCUCAUCCUCAAUGUACAGCUCCGGCACUAGCGCUGGUGGUCAGGGGAGCAGCCACGCGGCGCCGGAUUUUUCGUCUUCACCUGGCGGUAGUUCUUCGCUGCCAUAUAGUGGGACUUCAACAGCUUCGCACUUCAGCAGUCGAAAUCGAAAAGCUGGUGUGGACCUCUUACGCAUGAACAGCAUCUCGUCUGCAGGCAGUAGAGCGAGAGAGCACAUUAUGAUGAAGAGCGCGUCGUCUCUGAAAGACCCGCCGGCGUCAUCUCAGUCCGAUGAAGAUGACGAGGAGAUGCUCAUGGCCAAUCGCAAGCUUUUAGAAGCUUUGCGCGAGGGCUGUACUAGUUCGCCACCGACACAAUCCCGUGGUGGGCUCGCUGGAGGCAGACUGCAGGAGCGCGCUUCCCCGAUCAAACGAGUGCUCAGCAGUCUCAACAAGGCCUCGGAUUUUCUCGAGGAGCGAGACGACGCAUCAGAAAUAGGAGCUGAGGCCCGCUCUUCUGCGACAACAAAGAUGCCGCGCAUUAGUCUGGACUUCGAUGCUGGUCGCAGAGGUUCAUCAUCUUCGAACAAGCCGUCGCCGGAUGACGAUAGUAGUGCUGCUCGCGACGGCGACAGAGCUACGAUCUUUCCUUGGCAUCGCUCAUCGUUUUCAGCUGGUAGCAGCAGUGCUAGAGGGGGAGGCCAACAGGACAGUGAGCCGCCGCUGUCGUCCCGCAACGCGUUUUCGAAACUCAGUACUCCUGACGAGGAUGUCGGCAAUUCGGUUCGAAGACCACCUCUCGUAAACCCCUUUGAGCGCUACUCAGCUACGCAGUUCGGGAGUAGUCCAGUUGACAUCGAUCGCGCGACGGCGAGGCUUGAAACCGAUUCGGCGCGGCGCAAGCUGAAUUCGUUCCGCACGACAACCCACUACGAUUCCGAUACACAUCCUGCAGUACAGCGCUACAAAACAAGCUUCUCAGGAGGAAGGUCGACUUCUUCAUCUUCAUCAGCGAAUCCUUUCAGUUCCGAUUUUUUGCACUCAUCUCGAAGCGGUCCUUCGUCGGCGCUGCAGCGAGAGCGUGAGAUCUUCUUCGAGGCAAUUUCAGCUUCUGGUAACUCAGAAACAGGAGAACGGGAGAACGGAAAGAGCUCUUCCAAGACUAGCGUCUUUGACAUGAAAACCUCCGAUGAACACGAAGAGGACGCCACUGCAACGAGAAGGCAUGAAGAUACCGAUGUGGAUGCACUUCUGCGUGAAAGUGCGGAGCGACAACGCGAGUCACUCCGGCGUCUGCAGGAGACAAACGACCGAAUUAUGCGGGCACGCCGUGAAAUGGAUGGCUGGCUCAAUCGAGAGGAGUGCCGGAGCUCAGGCUCGUCUGAAACCAAGGAUGGUCUAGUAAGCGACCCGCCUGCGAAGACAACCAAGGAACAAGAUCGCGACGUCGAAAAGACGAGCAAGUACAAAUCUGCCCAAAGUUUUUUGCUUUUUGGUGGACUCCGAAGUUCACUCCCGGGCUCCUCCUCGUCCGACGACGAUGUGGGAGAUGGCGCAGAUGACUCGGAAUAUGACGACGAAGACGACACUGAGGGCGACGAGGACGGACUCGAGGACAUCCUGACUCGGCACGGCAUAUCUUCCAAGGACUUGCUUAAGUUGCGGAAGAGCAAGAGUAGUCGGUUCGGGAGCAAGUCAAAGUCGACUUCAUCCAAAGCGUCGACUAGUGGCCGGAACAGACUGGAAAGCGAUGUGAAGCUGACCGAUUCGUCGUUUGGUAGAAGUGAGAGCAAGGUUGACCACAGAAACCAAGAAGAAAAACCUAGUACCACAACGAGCAGUUAUCUAUCGGCAUCUUAUAGUCGUGCGAUGAGGGAUGCAGGUCUUUCAUCAUCAGGAUCCCCUCUUUACAACGAUGGCCCCUCUGCUGGAAGCGCUUCAUCUCAGCCGCGAACUUUACUUCAGGGAACUCCACCGGAAUUGGAGGAAGACUUUGAUGUAGGAUCUGCGACGUCAUGGAGGACACGAGCUAGCGUGCCGGAUUACGAGGAGAAAGAGCCGACAAUAACCGAUCGUAGUCGCUACAUCUUCACCGAUCAGCGGAGCGCUCGAGGCGAAAAUGCAGAGAAGGUUAACCGUGGAACUCCAGAGGAGCGCUCUUUCUCACGAUCAGGUAGCAAGAACAGUGAGAAGAAUGCUGCCUCCUCGAGAAUGGAACGCGAACGGAGCAAAGAAAGCCUGAAGAGUGAAAAUCAAAGUGACGAUCCCCUGUUAGAUACGGUACGACUGCCUACUGCUACUUCCUCCAAAUCGAAAACGGCUCGCUCUCCUGAUGCGACCGAGGACGAAGAGGAUGUGACGCAAACAGAGGAAUGGUUGCUAAAAUUCCUACGUGGAGCGAGUCGUCGUGAUGGAUCCACCGCACAACAGGACGAGAAGAAAGGGGACGAGGCAGACCUUGAGGACCUUCCCUCCAAGAGGUAUGCGCGCGAAGCAGACGCACGGAAACGAGAGUUCGCUUCGAUGUUGUUGGAUCCAGGUGGGGCACGUGGGACGAACACCACCGGACAGGAAAACCCCAGCGCUGGAAAAAGCAGAGACGAGAGGAAGUACGUUAGUCCUGAUGAUUCUGCAGCAAACGCACGCGACUUUCUAGCCGCCUUCAAAGAGCGACUUAACGACUCCAACAACGACACUUCGUCUAGCGAAAGCUCCGAGCCUGAAAAUGAUGAUCCGGACGAAGAUGAUGCCGAGUUUCUGAAAAGGAGGCUUGCGGAGACAGUGAACAGUGACUUGCUCUUCGGAACAUCGUCAUCUUCUAGGACCACAUCAAAGAAGAACAGUAAAGGUUCCUUACGUGGUAGAACAUGUCCUCCGGAGGGCUAUGUUGAUCGCACUAGAAGUCGUGACGGCUUGCGUUCUCCUACUGGUGCAAGCGGAUCCGGUAAAAUCAGUGAUGACGAGGAUUAUAGACCUCUACCGGGAUCGGGCUUUCGCCCAUCAGCGAGGAAGAUCUUUGGCAAUAAAGGACCUGCAGGCGAGAGUCCUCGCCACGAUUUAUCGUCAUCUUCUAGUGAGGAUGAUUUGGACCUGAUGCUUGGUAGAGGUGAUGCAAAAAGUCGUCUACGACGAGAUGAUGCGGAUGGUAGCAGCAAAAAAAAGUCGAAAAGGCUGUCAAAAAGCUCCACUUCGUCGACCUCUUCCCGUGAGGAUCUGCUAAACAAAAUCGAGGAACAUCUGCGCUCGUGCUCAUCGAAGGAGCCCUCGCGACACAGUAGUAAGAAAGGCGGGACAACGACAUGGCGUGCCGAGUACAGGCAGGGCUCACAGCAGUCCUCCACCUCGCCUCUUUCUGACGACAACGACGAAGACGUGACCCUGCGUCACAAAUACAAGCGAAAGUUGCCGCUUGGUAAAGGCAGCGACUCCUCUCUUUCAUCUGAUGAUGAGCAAGCACCCAGUGACUCCGACGACGAAAAUAAUCGGCAAGAUUCCCCUACGCCGCGUUCCCCAGGAGGACAAUCGGACGAUGCAAGCCCCGCGAAGGAGAUGACAUUUGAGCAGUUCGUUUAUGAAAAAAAGACUGCGCAAGCCGCGUCAGCAGCAAGCACCAAUGUGCCGUCCGCCAGUGCGAGUGCGUCUGCCUCGUUUUCAGCAUCGCCAGGGGAUGACACCGAGAGCGCACCAGGCAGUGGAGGGAAAGCAACGGCAGGCAUAGAUCCGCGGGCAUCGCCUGAACCGGCUGCAGCCAGGCUCCUCGGAAGUGACGCCAAGAAAGAGAAUGGAGUCGGAGCCGAGACGGGGAAGAAUGCUGCGCCGCCGGAUAAAAGCGGAGGCCCGCGUGCGUCUGUCGCUAGUGCGCGCUUCAGCGUAUCUUCGGAGCCAAGCAACAUAUCAAAGAUGGGCCGUACAUCAUCCAUGCGAACGUCAGUUCAACAACCGAUUCCUUCGCAUUUUGAUUUGACUCGGUGUCAGAUAGUCCCAGCUCGUCGGUCCUCCGUAGUUGACGCUGCAGCAGAUAAAAAUCCUAUGAACAGGAACAAAAUGGACACGCUGAGCCUGAACUUGAACCAGCACGAGAACGGAAUGUUUUUGCAGUAUGUUUCUGCAAAGAUAGAGCGCUUUGCGUCUGUUUCGUCCGUGCUGGUAAGUGGUAGCUUUGCGACUUCGUCUUCAUCCUCAAAUGCCACUCCUGUUCCAGAGGCAGCUUCGUCUGCCUCGUCAUCCGUUGGUGCUGCGGCAGGAGACUCAGGUUCAGGAGACACGUCGAAAACUGCCUUCGUCAACGGCUACGAUGAUCCGAAUAAGGGCGACGCUGUAGCGGGGAACGACAAAUUGAACGGCAACAAUAUCAAACUUCAUCUGAACAAGCGAGCCUUGAUUCCACGCUCGUGGCGUCCGAUGCGCAAAGAUUCGCGGCUGAUGCUAGAUACGAGUGAGCUAGGCCAGCAGGUGACUGCUGAAAUUAGCAAGUGGUUCACCCAGGAAGUCAGUGGGCGACACGUUUCUUACUUCCUCUGCGACAAGGCCUCGCUGUUGUUCACACACCGUCUGACAGGAGAAGGCGGAAAAAAAGGCGUCACCGGCGGCCCACUCGGUGCGGUCUGCGGCGGCCACACUGAUCAAGCGCAGAUUUUGCAUCGCGAGGUGUUUUCGAAAAGCCCCAAGGAAGCUGUACGCAUGGCAUUCGAUUUUUUUGGCUUUCCAGAUCGCAAACGCCGCGGUGACUGGUCUAUUUACUCUGCAUCUGAGGUCUCACUUGCCUAUCGCAAAGCCUGCCUCAAAGCGCAUCGAGAGGCCGGCGCAGACUCUCAAAUCCGAAUUCAAGCGAUGCUCGAAAUCAUCCGCGCGUUUGCCUACAGGGAUAUACAGCCAAAGGGCCAGAAAAAUGACCUCCUCUUCUCGGACAAACUGGUCUCGCACGAAAUCGGACGAUCAACUGGAGAGGUACGACAUUUAUCUGUAUUGUGAUUAAGCGAUGAUGGGCACAAGAAGUUGUAUCAAGGGCGAUCUACCUACAUACAUAUAAGCAGAUUUUCACGAAAGUGCUCGAAUCUACUUGUUGCUCAUUUCUGGCAUUUUUACGUACUCUUAUUUCUAGAUUAUCUACUUACCAAAAGCAAAAUUCCAUGAACAAACGCCAGGUGGAGAAGAUUGCGAAAGAGAUGGGUUUAGAGGACUUGGAAAAGUUGAAUAAGCAGUUUGACGAGUACAUCUUACGGCAAAUGAGGUUUAAGUCUGAAGUGAUCGAUGAAAUUGCGCGUCUACACGAAAAUGCUGCUUAUGCUAUUUUGGGUGUGGACAUGGAUGCGACGGACGACGAAAUAAAAAAAGCUUACCGUCAAACGGCCAUGUACUGUCACCCGGACAAGGGUGGUGAUAAAGCAGAUUUCCAGGAGCUCAAUAACGCCUACGAGAAAAUCAUUAGCCAGCGUGAAGGCAAGAAGAAGGAAGACGAAGAACAAAGACGCGCUAGUCAGCAAGAAGACUCCGGUAAUGACGGCGGUGGAUUAUUCGGUUCGGAGAAGAAGAACUCUGGCCCCGGCGAAGGGUCGGCAAAAGGCGAGAAGGACGGCGAGAAAAGCGCACACUCGGACGAAAAGAAGGGUGACAAAGAGGAGACUGGAGCAGACGAGGACAAGAAAGAAGAGGGAGGCGGUGACAACAAAAAAGAGGUUGGCGGAACUGCAGACUUGUUGGCGAAAGUUGGUAUUCAAAUUUUUUGUUGUAGCAGAGUUUUUUUGAAUGAGUAGAUGUAGAAGUUUUUGUUGCUGCACCAGCUGUCUUGCGAAUCGUAUGUCUGAAAGUGAAACUGUGUGCUCGAGUAGAAGCUCUGACAUCACUCUUCAGCCAUAUCCCAAAAUUCGCUCCCGACAUAACUCACAGCCAAAGCAGCCGACGAGGGUAGUCGUUUCGCAAACACGGCAGCAGAAUUCGCGCAGCAAGUUGCGGAGGCAGCUAAAACUGCAAAAAAGAGCAGUGAAGACCCGACGCAGGACUCCUUGACGAAAUCUAUUGCGCACUCAGCUAUAGUGCUAACCCUUACAGUUGUCAAGGCCGUACGAGUAGUGGGGUAUGCAAGCUUGGACGCUGCUAGCCACGCAUUGCAGGCAAGCAAAAACGCGACAGAACAAGACGGCCCUGGACAGCCUGGAUGUGCGGCUGCGGCGGCAGGAGCAAUGUCAGCAGGAUUCGAAGCUUUGAAUGCUGCGUCAUCUUGUGCGCAGGCAACAGAGGAAGCUGCGGGAGAACUGCAGACGGCCGUUGCUGCGGAAGUGUGCGACGCAGCGAGUCUUUCCGCGGCCGCCGAAAAAGCAGCGCAGGCGGCUUCUAUUGCAGCCAAUGCGGCCAUUCAGGCAGCUAUCGCCGCUGCUGAAGCCGCUAAGCAAACAGGAAAGGUCGCCGAAGCAGAAUUAGAAGCAAAAAAAGGCGCAGCCGACGGAAAGAAGGGCAGGACAGAAGGUGGCGACGGUGAAGAGGGUAAUUGUGGAGAUGGCGAAAAAGACGGUGCAAAAGAUGAAGAGGGUGAAGAUGGCAAAAAGAAAAGCAGCAAAGGUAUCUUCUCGUUUUGUGAACGAGGUUGAAGCAUUAUAAAUAUAUUGAAAUCAGACUCAUUGUCAUGUUGUAGCACGCGGCGAAGAUAUCACGAUCACUCUCGUCACUCUCUCUCUCUCUCUCUCUCUCUCUCUCAGAUGCAUCUGCCGCCGAUGAUGGUGACGAAGACAAUAGAAGUAAAGCUGAUGAUCUGUUUGGUAAAAACGCUGCCGCGACCGAGGCGGAGGAUCCUCGAGACCGGCGCGUCUUGCAGCGUGUGAACAACCACAAGCUUCUCCAGAGACUUAAUGCAGAGAUUCUGACGUAUCAGUCAAAUAUCAAGCAGUUUCUCGCCUCCAACCGGAAGCUGAUUCCGCCAGUCCGAGGUGAGCACAAAGUACAUACAUUCGAGCUCGUUACCGACUACCUGGUCACCGCGCGCAAGAAAAUAGCGAAGUUCGCGGAACAGCUGUCGUAUACGGAGAUUCUCAAUCGCAUGGCAGACAUUCCGCUUUUGGCACCGAUGUUCAUGCCGCAGAACCUGGCAAUCAGUGUCAACUCGGAAACGCGAGUUUUACGGAUGGCAGCAAUUCUGGAUACGGAACUGUUGAAACGCAUGCUCGACGAACAUUUAUUCUGCUUUCUUACCGCCUUGUUCUCAAAUGCCGACUCGUACUUCGUCGAACGCGUAGAAAAGGUCCGCAAAAAAGUCUUCGACGAAAUUGGGAACAUCGUGGCUUUGGACUGAGAAGCCCGUCUCGUCCUGAAACACAAAGAUGUUUAAGGAGUUUUGGAUUCAUUUGUUCUUUAUGACGAAGUGCAGAAAAAAGUAGUUUAUCGCGAGGACGUCGAGGUGGGAAGUAUGAUCGGAAUGUGCCACUUCGCGCGAAGCAAGUGAAUAUGGAUACAAGUGCUGGUAUGCUACUGCAUGACAGUGGCAGUGGGUUGAAUUUCGGAGCGAUUUUCACGAAUUCAUUUUCUGUAGAUUUUUGCAUGUCAUCUUCAGGACACAACACGAUAGCACUUGCCCCUUGUGUCUGUGAAACAUACUGGCAAAGCAUCAAGCGUGACUCAAUUAUUGUGUUUGGCUCACCCUGUCUUGGGUAUCCUCCGUAUUCUGCUGAAUCUUUUUGUUGAUCUUGUUCCGGUUUCAGUUUUUGAAGAUUGGCUUGUGAAUACAGUAACGACGAACCGAACCCGUUGACUGCCGAUUUUGGGACAGGCGGACUUGUCGCGCG